AUGGCUGAUACUACACCUGAUAAAAAAAUACUUACACUAGCUGACGUUAAAAAAUUAGCCGAAGAUCCUAAUAAAUGUAUUAUGAUCAUACAUAAUCAUGUGUAUGAUGUAACAAAAUUCAGUGAAGAGCAUCCAGGUGGUGAAGAAGUUUUAAAAGAACAACAUGGUAAAGAUGCAUCAGAUGCAUUCGAAGAUGUAGGCCAUAGUUUUGAUGCACGUGAGCAAAUGAAAGCAUUUCAAAUAGCUGAACUUCAUCCAGAUGAUCACAAAAAAAAUGCUCGAUCUCGUCCUUUAGUUAUUAAUUCUACUGAUUAUGCUUCUAAUCAUGGUGCAAUAUCUUGGAUAAAAUGGGUUAUUCCUCUUGUGAUAGUUAUAGUUGCUAUUAUUUACUUCAGAGCAAUGGCUAGACCAGAUCCGGAUAUAAAUAGACCACCAAAAGCCAUAUAA
Adineta steineri is the source of this 447-nucleotide messenger RNA. The record is from the annotation of a GenBank genome assembly. NCBI's taxonomy places the organism in Eukaryota, Metazoa, Rotifera, Eurotatoria, Adinetida, Adinetidae.